AUGACGGUCCGGUACAGAGACCGCAUGACUGCCACCGCCGCCCUGAUCCGCCUGUCGAUCUCCUGUGCCGUCUCCAGAGUUUCUCACUCUCUCUGGUCGUAUGCAACAUACAUACUUGGAGACACAGCACAACCUAAGUUCAGCCUUGUGUUGAUGCUGGAUGAUGUUCAAGUAGGACACUAUAAUUCAAGUGAGAAGAGGUACAUUCCUCAAGGUCAUAAAAGUUCAAGUUCAGGAAAUGAAAAGGCAGAAGAAGAAGACAUCAGCAGAGUAUUUGGAGUUCUAUAUAACAGCAUGAAGUAUGGAGCAGUGCAAUUUAAACACUGUCUUAACGUUACAGAUGGAAUGCAUGUUCUUCAAAGACUUGCUAGGUGUGAGAUGGUGAAUGGCACUCCAGGACUGACUGUGACAAAGAAUUCCUUAGAUGGCUUGGUAGGGGACGACAUCACCUUUGAUGUAAAUGAAGAACACUUUCAGGUCAACGAGAGAUGGCCAUCAGACUGUUACAGAACAAAUAUAGAGAAUGAUGAAUGGUUCAUAAAAACCAUGUACCACCCAGUCUGCAUUAAAUACCUCACCAAAUAUCUGAAGGAGGAGAACCCUGUGAUGAGAAGAGUGAAACCCACAGUCAGUCUCUUUAAGAAGACCCUCACAGACCCUGGAGGGAUUCUGGUGACCUGUUUGGCCACUGGUUUUUACCCUCGUCACAUCAACCUGACUCUGCUCAGAGAUGGUCAGUCUGUGUCUGAAGACCAAAUCACUGGAGGGAUUCUGUUACCUAAUGGAGAUGACACCUACCAGAUGAGGAAGAGUCUAGAGAUUAGUGAAGAGGAACUAAGAGAGAAACACAAAUACACCUGCACUACCACUCACCUCAGCCUGGACAACAAGCUGGAAAAACAUAUUGGUAGCGUGUAUCAGUUUUACAUCAGUAUUCUAUCAGUAUCCUGA
Molecule: messenger RNA, 951 nt
Organism: Chanos chanos (milkfish)
Lineage: Eukaryota; Metazoa; Chordata; Actinopteri; Gonorynchiformes; Chanidae
Product: class I histocompatibility antigen, F10 alpha chain-like
Exons: 5
Coding region: 1-951 (316 amino acids)
Biological process (GO): immune response
Cellular component (GO): external side of plasma membrane
Source: RefSeq, a predicted model, not a curated record